Messenger RNA from Cuscuta epithymum, 4584 nucleotides. The record is from the annotation of a GenBank genome assembly. NCBI's taxonomy places the organism in Eukaryota, Viridiplantae, Streptophyta, Magnoliopsida, Solanales, Convolvulaceae.
GCAAAAAAACAUUUAUCAAACAAGAUGUCAAAUUUAUGAGAAAACCAUUAACUGCUUCCUGUUUUGAUGACGAUGGAGAUGGAGGCAAAGAAGUAAAAGAAAAGGAAGAAAGAAAAGAAAGAAACUCGCAUAUAGAAAAGCUCAGCUCAUGGCUGUCAGCAUCAAGCCCUUGCACUGACGCGUCUAAGGCAUCCUCACCACCCUGGAAACGUUUACACUUGAAAUACCCAUUGCUGUCUCUUCCUCCUUCUUCCUCGGCCCCACCCCACCUCCCUGUUCUUGCCCCUAAAUCACUCCACCGCCUCUUCAUUUAAUCCCUUCCAUUUUCCGGCCACUUUCUUGAAAAUCCCGAUGUCUGAAAUGGCGGCCACGGCGGCUGGCGCUGCAAUCUGGUCGGGUCAACCCAUUCAACCGUCAGCUCCCCUUUAUCAGAUUUGAUUUUGGUUUUCCGAAAAAGACCACUUUUUGGGUGUUGUUAUUGGGUUCUGGUAAGAUUUCUUUCUUUCCCAUACAAUGGAGGAGGAGAAAGUGGCGAUAACGAGGAAGCUGAUUGAAGUGGUGAACGAAAUAGCGGCCAUUUCUGACUUCAGGUCCGUGGUGAAGAAGCAGUAUUUCACUCUGGCCAGGCGGCUGAAGCUUCUUACUCCGAUGUUUGAAGAGAUUCGCGAUAGCAAAGAGGCGGUCCCUGAAGCCUCGUUGAAUGCGCUGGUAUCCUUGAAGGCUGCUCUUGACUCAGCUAAGAAUUUGCUCAAAUUUGGUGGGGAGGGCAGCAAAAUUUUCCUGGUUCGCUCCCUUUCCCAAAUUGCAGAUUUUUAGUUUGAUUUGUGUGUUUUUUCUUUUUCUCUUUAUCUUUCUUUAGUUUCUGUCUUUCUUCGAUUGCUUUUGUUUGAUGCAGUUUCUUUGGCUUGAAGUUGGAGACUUGAUGUUACUGCACUCAUUAUAAAAAUUUAAUCUUUGAAACUGAAUUUUUUCUUUUCUAUCUUAUGAAGCUUAUAGUGAACUGCAGCAUAGGUAUAUCAGUAUAUGCCUUUUAUUUUCACUUCUUUCCCCUUUCAAAAAUAUGGAUUUCAAAACGUUAUCUGAAUUCUUGAAGGAAUUUUGCUUUUUUAAUUUAAGGUAUGAAAUUAUGAAACGACAAGAGCUAUAUGUGGGAUUUGAAAAAAUGGGGCAGUCUAAGGAGGAUAGGAUAUGGAGUUGAAUGAAAAAGCUAUCAAUCUAAAAGUUUAUAAUAUCUUCUGCUUUUUUGGAAAUCUUUUAUGUAUCUAUCAAUUAUGGAAGAAGUUACCACUAAGAUCUUGGCGGAUACAACUCCUUUACAUGUGAAAUUCCAUAAUAUCCUCAAGUGGAACUAUUACCCUUGUUGUAUAUGUUUUGAUGAGAUAACUUGACAGAAUUACUAAUUUCUAAUACAUUCCAUAUUUAGCUAGAUGCUCUAUUCACUUGUAUUUCAUCUGCAGCAUUUUCAGUAGUUGUUAAACAUGCUUCAGAGUCCAGACCAUCUACAGCAUAUUAAAUGACCUCUAAACUUUUAUUUGAUUGUUACAAAUUAGGAAAAAGAAAGUUUGUGUUAUGGUUUUGUUUUACUUGCAUUCUUAGACUGUACUCUAUGUUUCCCCCUUCAAUGAUUGCCACUAAAGUCACUAUUUUAGGAUAACUGUAGCUGUUUAAUCAUAGUCAGUCACUAGUAGGAGCAGUUGAUUUCCAUAAUAUUAUCCAUUAUGCAUUCAAUGCAAUCUCAUCUAUUCAACCCUAAAUAAUUUCUUCUUGUUUAGAUUCCAAAUCUACUCUCUACUUUGAUUUAUCAUUCAAAUUGAUCCUUAGAAUUUAUAGCCAUGACCAUAUUUGUGCUUGUCUUAGUAAAACCGUUUUGAACGUCGUCUCAUCAUUGUUUUCAUUUGUUAGCAUUUAUUGUUUCAUAUUUUUCAACUUUGUAUCUGUAACAUGUAAUAGUAGAUUUUGAUAUGUUCACAACUUUUUCACGAUUUAAUAAGUUGCUACAUGAACGAACACACACACAUAUUUUAUGUAUUACCAUUAUAGCUUUAAUAGCUCUGCCAUUCUAUGUGAUACCUGCAUGGACAUAUGUUGCUUUUGGUCCCAUGAGUAUUCAGCCAUUUUCACUUUUGCUACCCAAUUUUUAUUUUUCCAAUUGUGGUGCAUGAUUAUGAACUUUUUGCUACUUUUGAUCCUCCUGAUCACUUAUCUGGUGAAAAACAACACUAAGAACAUGCUGGUUAAGUGAUUGGAAGGACCAAAGGUGGCAAGAAAUCCAUAGUAGUGCACCAAAAGUGAAAAAUGAAAGUCAAUAAUCAAAACAGAAAAUUACAUAAUAGUUGUGAAACCAGAAGUAUAAUAUUAUCUUCAAUACCAAUCAAGUUUUGCCUUCAAUGUCAACCCACUUAUUUUUUUGCAGGUUUUAGAAAGGGAUCAAAUUUUGAAUAAUUUUCACGAAGUGACCACUCAACUGGAGCAAGCAUUGAGUGAGAUUUCUUUUGAAAACCUUGACUUAUCAGAUGAAGUUAAAGAACAGGUUGAGCUUGUUCUUUCUCAGUUCAAAAGGGCCAAAGUGAAGGCAGAUACACCUGACGAUGACAUAUAUGAGGAUUUGUUAUCCCUUUACAACAGUAGUGAGACUUCUAUAGAUCCAGCUUUGUUGAGGAGAUUGGUAGACAAGUUACAACUAGCCGGAAUAAAUGAUCUUACACAAGAAUCUCUAGCUUUGCAUGAGAUGGUUACUUCUACAGGUGGGGAUCCAGAAGAGACCAUAGAGAAGAUGUCAAUGCUGUUAAAGAAGAUUAAAGACUUUGUGCAGACUGAAAAUGUCAACAUUAAUUCUUCCUCCGCCAUAGAGAAGUCUUCAAGCUUAGGAGAGACAUCCACAGAGGAGAGUGGAAAGACAACCCCAGUUAUACCAGAUGAUUUCCGCUGUCCUAUAUCUCUGGAGCUUAUGAAUGACCCUGUCAUUGUUUCAACUGGACAGACCUAUGAACGUUCAUGCAUUGAGAAAUGGAUAGAAGCAGGACACACCAGCUGCCCAAAGACACAACAGCCCCUAACUCACAACAUCCUCACCCCCAACUACGUCUUGCGCAGUCUUAUAACACAAUGGUGCGAGUCAAACGGGAUCGAACCGCCUAAACGACCUGGGACUUCCCGGUCCCGCCAAAAUAAAUCCUCCUCCUCGCCCGUUGAAGACUGCAAGAUAGGAACUCUGAUAUCCAAACUCAGAUCAGGCAACCCGGAAGACCAACGGACAGCCGCUGGCGAGAUCCGUCUCCUCGCCAAACGAAACGCUGACAACCGUAUAGCGAUAGCAGAAGCCGGGGCUAUACCAUUGUUGGUCAACCUUUUAUCCAAACCCGAUUCCCGAACCCAAGAGCAUGCAGUCACAGCCUUACUUAACCUCUCCAUAUGCGAAGACAACAAAGGAGUGAUUAUAUCUGCAAAUGCGGUCCCUGGCAUCGUCUAUGUCCUCAAGAAAGCAGGCAUGGAGGCAAGAGAAAAUGCGGCAGCCACUUUAUUUAGUCUCUCUGUUGUGGAUGAAAAUAAGAUCAUAAUUGGUGCUUCGGGAGCUAUUCCUCCUCUAGUGGCUUUGUUAAAUGAGGGUAGCCAAAGAGGGAAGAAAGAUGCCGCCACUGCGCUCUUCAACCUGUGCAUAUAUCAAGGCAACAAAGGGAAGGCGGUUCGAGCAGGGGUAGUGUCCAUAUUAAUGCAAUUGUUGACCGAACCACAAGGGAGUAUGGUAGAUGAGGCGUUAGCCAUACUCGCUAUAUUAGCUAGUCAUCCCGAAGGGAAGUUAGCCAUUGGGAGCGCAAAAGCUAUGCCGGUCUUAGUAUCCUUCGUAGCAAGUGGGUCCCCUCGGAACAAAGAGAACGCAGCCGCGGUCUUGGGUCACUUAUGCUCGGCUGACCAGAAUGUGGUCAUAGCUCAGGAACUGGGUGUUAUGGAACCUUUGCUUGAUUUAGCACAGAACGGAACGGAGAGAGGGCGUCGAAAGGCUGCCCAGUUGCUUGAGAAAAUUAACAGGUAUGUUGAACAACAGAAGCAGGCCAGUCAGGUGACCAAAGAUCAAACAACUGAUAACCAGACACAACCAGACACAUCUGUGGAUUGUUGAUUCGAGUUUUUUUUGGUUUAGUGCGUGGUUGUUUUCAAAACAUUUCGAUAGGGUGUAGGUGGAAGAUCACCUCAUCUUUUAUAUAUGUCUUACAUAUAUUUGUUCUUUAUCCUAUCAAAUGGGUCAAGAUGCAUGUAUACAUACAACAUCCUUUGGCAAAACUAAGGCUGAUUUGGUGAACAAGAACUGAAAAGGAAAACUCUGAAUUCCCCUCUCCUUCACUUUUUAAUGAAGGAGAAUGUGUCAUGUGUCAACCUUAAUUUAACAGUAGCUCACUUAUUUUACAAGAGAGAGAUGGUGUUUUUAGACUUGAGUUCCAUUCAGACUCUAAUUUCUUUUGAGAAGGACAAGUAAUCCCAUAUGGUGGUUUGGUUUGUAUUCUAAUGUUUGGUCUAUAUUUAUCUGUCUCAACACUUACGAAUUUUGCUACAAAUUUUGUAGACUUCUUUUGGGAUGUUGAAUUGUUG